GGUACCUGCCCCCUGGGCAUAUUCAGCCCAGGUGGUUGUGGUCCCCAGACACCACCCCCAGGAGGGCAUGUUCACUAUCAACUCCAAAGGCCGCCUGGGGAACCAGAUGGGCCAGUACGCCACGCUGUACGCCCUCGCUAAGCUCAAUGGGCGGCCCGCCUACGUCCCUGCGCAGAUGCACAGCACGCUGGCUCCCAUCUUCAGGAUCACGCUGCCAGUCCUGCACAGCGCCACKGCCCGCAGCAUCCCGUGGCAGAACUACCACCUCAACGACUGGAUGGAGGAGCAGUACCGCCACAUCCCGGGGCGCUACGUCCGCCUCACGGGCUACCCCUGCUCCUGGACCUUCUACCACCACCUGCGCCAGGAGAUCCUGCAGGAGUUCAGCCUGCAUGAGCACGUGCGCCAGGAGGCCCAGCGGUUCCUCCAGGCCCUGCAGGCCACGCAGGCCUGGCGGAUGACCUUUGUGGGAGUGCACGUGCGCCGGGGGGACUACAUUCGUGUCAUGCCGCAGGUGUGGAAGGGCGUGCUGGCCGACAGAGGCUACCUGCAGCAGGCCCUGGACUGGUUCCGAGCCCGCUACCGUUCCCCCGUCUUCGUGGUCACCAGUGACGACAUGGCCUGGUGCCGGCAGAGCAUCGACAGCUCUCCUGGAGACGUGGUGUUUGCUGGCAAUGGCCUUCAAGGCUCCCCCGCCAAGGACUUUGCGCUGCUCACACAGUGCAACCACAGCAUCAUCACCGUGGGCACCUUCGGGAUCUGGGCCGCCUAUCUCACAGGUGGGGACACUGUCUACCUGGCCAACUUCACCCUGCCCAACUCCCCGUUCCAUAUGGUCUUUAAGCCACAGGCGGCUUUCCUGCCAGAAUGGGUGGGCAUUGCUGCGGACCUCAGACAGGCCCAGCAGAGCAGCCUCUAG
Urocitellus parryii (Arctic ground squirrel) is the source of this 919-nucleotide messenger RNA. RefSeq names its product galactoside 2-alpha-L-fucosyltransferase SEC1-like. Gene Ontology annotation, biological process: carbohydrate metabolic process. Lineage: Eukaryota; Metazoa; Chordata; Mammalia; Rodentia; Sciuridae. The record is from RefSeq and is a predicted model, not a curated record. Gene Ontology annotation, cellular component: membrane. Gene Ontology annotation, molecular function: galactoside 2-alpha-L-fucosyltransferase activity.